AUGAAGAAAGUUUUAGAAGUUCGUAACAAUGCUGAUUCUAGAUGUUUUCAAGAUGAAGAAAAUUUUGCAAUAGACAUGAUAAGUAAAACUAGUCAAGAGAAUGAGUGGGUUAUUCCAAUGAUUGUUGAAGAUUUAUUAAUUCCAUUCAAAAUUGACACGGGUGCACAGACUAAUUGUCUUCCCUUCAAAGAUUUCAAGGCCAUGCAAAAAUCUAAAAGUAUUAAAAUCAGCAAUUCAAAAGUGAAUCUAGGAAGCUGUAACAGUAUGCCUAUAGAAAAUUGUGGAAGAUGUGUGUUGAAUGUAGAAUUUAAAGGUAAACAUUAUAAAAUUGGUUUUACCAUAGUAACCAAUAAGCAUGCUCAACCAAUUAUCGGAUGCGAUUUCAAAAUUAAAAAUGGAACUCCCAAUGAAAAUCGUGUACCACUAACUAAUACAACGUUAGAAAACAAUUUCUUGGUUUUUGAAGCAGGUUCAAAUCCGAUAGAAACAAUUAAACACCCUGGGGAAUUCGACACAAUGUUGAAAACAGUUUUAUAUCCUAAAGAUUUCCAUUCAGUCUCAGGUUGGAUACCCGAUGUUGGCGAUGGAAGUGUUUUAAAAGAACCGGUACGAAAUGAUGCUGAUUAG
This is a messenger RNA of Lottia gigantea (owl limpet), 627 nucleotides long. RefSeq lists its product as hypothetical. The coding region runs from base 1 to 627 and encodes 208 amino acids. The transcript has 2 exons. The record is from RefSeq and is a predicted model, not a curated record. Lineage: Eukaryota; Metazoa; Mollusca; Gastropoda; Lottiidae.